Messenger RNA from Acanthamoeba castellanii str. Neff, 330 nucleotides. RefSeq lists its product as uncharacterized. Bases 1 to 330 code for a protein of 109 amino acids. The transcript is spliced from 3 exons. NCBI's taxonomy places the organism in Eukaryota, Discosea, Longamoebia, Acanthamoebidae. The record is from RefSeq and is a predicted model, not a curated record.
AUGAAGUUGUCGCUGCUCCGGAGGAACUCCUCGACCCCGCCACCCUCGCCGGUGACCAGCCCCAAGACCACCCCACGCACCCCGACCAGCGGAGGCACCACCGGACUGGGCAAGUGGGAGGACCAACUGCAGCAGCAGUCGUCCCGCCGCCGGACAUGGUCGGGGGCGUCGAGCUGGGCGGCGGUGGUGGAGGUGCCGCCCGCGUGCUUCCCUCGCCCACGGCCUCGCCCCGGGACCGGCCGUGUUCGCCCCGGUGGGUGCCCGACAAGGCCAACCCCGACGAGCAGCUGCUACGCGCCCACGCCCAGGCACAGGCCAUGGCCUACAUGA